AUGGCUCCAUCACGGGCCUUCACGAGGUUAGCCGCGCUACAGCGAGCCCGGCCAGCGGCGUGUCGCAGCUCUGCAGUCCCUCGAGCAUACCACUCCUACGACCACCCACCACCGCCGGGCAGCUUCAACACAGCCGAACAAGCCAUCCUCUCGGCGGCAUAUCGGCACGUACCCGAACACGGCUUUACCCAGCACACCCUGUCGCUCGGGGCGCGAGAGGCUGGCUACCUCGACAUCAGCACGAACCUACUUCCCGAGGGCCCUUUCAGCCUCAUCCGAUACCACCUCGUCACACAGAGGGAAGCACUCGCGCCGCGAAGCGAGACCGUAUUCGGCGGCGGCAGCGAGAAGAACCCCGGCCACCCGCCGCUGCAGGUUUCCGACAAGGUCGAGCGGCUGGCCUGGGAGAGACUACAAGGGAAUAAGGACGUCAACCACCGGUGGCAAGAGGCCCUAGCCGUAAUGGCCCAACCAACGCACGUGCCCGCUUCCCUCCGCGAGCUGGCCCUCCUUGCCGACGAGAUCAUCUACCUAGCGGGCGACGCCUCGGUCGAUCCAUCAUGGUACGCGAAGCGCGGCGCCCUGUCGACGGUCUACGCGUCGUCGGAGCUGUUUAUGACCAACGACCGCUCCCCAGGGUUUGGAGAGACGCGGCAGUUCCUGCGCCGGCGCCUUGACGAGUCGGCGCGCGUGGGAUCCGCGAUUGGCAACGUCGCUCAGUGGGUCGGAUUCACCGCUUCGGCCGGCGUGAAUGUGCUUAGAAGUACCGGGGUGAGGAUAUGA
Messenger RNA from Anthostomella pinea, 783 nucleotides. Lineage: Eukaryota; Fungi; Ascomycota; Sordariomycetes; Xylariales; Xylariaceae. The record is from the annotation of a GenBank genome assembly.